AAAAACACGCUGAGAAUCUGGUGACGCAAACGGCACCGGCGAAGCGUGCUGGUGCUGCAAUCUGUGUGACGCUGACUCCAGUCUCCAGUCCCAGCGCAACGCAGCCGUGCACGACGCCGGCGGCCCCACCGUCUCUCCGCCGGAUUCUCCGCGCGCCGCUUCCUCACUCUUCUCCGGCCGUCGAAGCCUCUCUCCGUCCGUGCACUGGGUGGAGUGGUGAGAUCCAACCCGGCAGCGGAUUCGUAUCUUCGUCCGUUGAUAUUUUUAAUGGAUUAUGGUCUCAGUCUGAUAUCUCAGAAAGAAGGAGCGUAGCAACAUUCCCUUGAGAGACCAAUAGGCUAUAAAGAUGCCCCCCUCACCAUCACCUAGGAGAUCCCCGAGAGAGAUUUGCCACAAGAGGGGACACAGUUUUGGGAGCAUUAUGCCCGCUAAAUCGAAGGAUGACGAACUCACAUUGUUCACGGAUAUGCAGAAACAUGAAAGGAAUAACUUCUUACUGGAACCGGUAGAGGAUUUUGAUGGAUCAAUCUCAAAGUUGAGCUAUUUUCAGGAUUUAAAGCUCCAUGACAACAUUGCUGCACGAGGAGAAAAUCAUGAUUUGCUUAAUGUUGAUGGUGACAGAAAUGAUUAUGAUUGGUUGUUGACUCCUCCAGAGACCCCACUUUUUCGUUCAUUGGAUGAUGAAGAAGACCAGCACAUUGGUAUGGCUCAUAGGGGCAGGGCACAUAUUAAGCCAAUAUCAAUUUUGGGGUCAUCCGCAAUGGAAAAUAAUCGAAGGUCUAACAGAAGCAGUGCAAGCCCAAGUAGGCUUAGCACAUCACCACGCUCAUGUAGUAGUACUGUGUUAACAAGGACAAGAUCAUCGAAUUCAUCUUCACGAUGCAGCACACCAAUUUCUUUGCAUCCAUCCACACCAUCACAAAGAUCUUCAACUCCUCCAACUUCGAAGAUAUUAACACCUCCACGAAGGUCACCGAGUCCUGCUUCAAGGAGGAUGAGUACUGGUUCAAUUGGCCCAACGUUUAACGGAAAAAGGGGAACUUCACCAGUUAACUCCAGUAACAGGUCAUCUUCACCAAAGCUUCAAAGUUGGCAGUCAAGUGACCCUGGUUUCUCUUUUGACGCACCUCCAAACCUCCGUACAUCUCUAUCAGAUCGUCCAGUAUCCCGUUCAAGGGGUGGAUCCCCUUCAUCUUUCAGUGGAUUGGACAUGAAUUGGAGAGGUAGAAGACAAUCUAUGUCUCCUACUCCAUCCAGAAGAGCUAGUUCAUCCCAUAGCAAUGACAAAGAUCGUUUCAGUUCAUGCAGCAAAGCUUCUGCAACAUCUUCUGCUGAAGAUGAUCUGGACUCCAUGCAGUCUGUAUCAAUUAGUUACUCCAAUAACCCAGCUGUAAGAAAGAACUUGGCAGUAAUGAAAUCCAGAACUAUUGCAACAUCAAAGAAGCCAUCCAAGAGUUUCUCCCCUAGUUCAGCUCCAAAGCGGUCCUUUGACCCUGUAGUUUGGUUGAUGGAUCAUCACAAAGCUCCUCAAGAUAUGUUCAGGCCACUUCUAUCUAGUGUCUCUUCCACCACAUUUGGUGCUGGCGAAGGAAAUGAUGUGCACCUGUCCAUGUUGUCGCAUAAUUCCUCACUCACAUCAAGCAGUAAUGCAAGCUCCGAGCACGGUGCCACUUUUGGCUCUUGUAUGGGCAAUGGCCAAGAACAGCAUGAUGGAGUCAGUGAAUGUGAAGCAACAACUAGUUCCGUAAUUCACGAGGACAUAUUUAUGUUUGAUAAAAUGGAUGUGCUGAAUGAAGGACCCAAUUGCCAUCAGUGCAGUUUAUCAACUACUCGAAGUUACCCAGAAUCUCCAAGCACAGUAAAAUAUACAGAAAUUACCAGACAGGACCUUGAUAUGGAAAGAAGCAGAACAACUCAGACUUCAUGCAAUGUUGCAAGUAGUUCUGAGGUCGGACAUGUUAAAAUAGCCACUUGCGCUAGGUGUGGGAAGUUUUUCAAUGCAAUGAACGCAGAUGGAGAAGUUGAUUAUUGUGAAGAAUGUGCUAUAAUAGAUGAGGUUCCUUUAGUGGACCAUAAGAUACAGACAUUGGAAGGACAUCAACACGACCACAGAACUACAAACUCUGAACCUUGCAUUACAUCAGAAGCUCCUCAUAUAACCCCAGAUUGCAGUAAAGAUAUCAAUGAGUCAUCUCUUGACAGUCAACUAGAGAAUGAUGAACUUCAACCUGAUUGUCUGCAAAUGUGUCCUCCAUCUCAGUUAACAGUAGACACAACUGACAAAAUGCUGUUGGACCAGCAUGUGGAGAAUCUCGCAGAAAAUACGAGGCCACAUGAUAUUGGUGACUCUUUACUAGGAAAUACCAUUGACAUUUCAUCCCAUCAAUGUAGCGCAAGUGACUGUCAACAAACAGAACAAACAUCUAUAAUUGAGUGCGACAUUUUAAGAGACCAAACUAGUGGCCACCAUAAUGAGAUGCCCCAAUGCCUGCCAGAGUCAAUUUGUGAAAGCAUUGAGUUUGUCCAUGAUACACAUACCAUUGACAAUUCUCAUAAACUGGAAUCAAUUGGGCAUCUAAAUCUUAAGGCUGAAACUAUUAAGGGUGCCGGGAUUUCAGUACUCUUACUGCAGAAGUCAAGCAGCAACAAAUGGCCUGUUGUAGAAGGGAGACCCUUGGCUGCUGCAAACAUUAUCUGUUCAGAACCCUAUUAUACAAGGGAUAAUGUCAGCAUGCUGAACCGUAACAUUGGAUGGGAUAGCUCAUCAGCUGCUUCUUCCAUUGAUCAAGGGUCUUCAAGGCAAUCAGAUGUACAUUUGGAGCGCCUUAAAAGUAGUAAUCGUUAUGACUUUGAGAAGGCUCAAGUAAGUAGUACCGUGAGUUGUCAAAGCAUUGCAUCUAUGUCAGGUAUGACAACUAGCAAUUGUUCAGUUUCACUUUGUCCCCAGAGUGAUGCAAUUGUAGAUACUGGAUUCCUAACCGACAAUUCAGAAAGCAGUGCUUCAAGAACAAUGAUUUGUACUGAUGAACUUGAUGGAUCGUGUAAGUACACUCUCUCAAGUGCUAUAGAGUGCUGGUCUGCUGCACAGGCUAUUGUUAAUGAUGUCAGCGAAUCAUUUGGAGAUGUUCUGAUUCAGAACCAAAGUGCAGGCGAGAUAGAUCAUGAAGAUAACUUAAGUGCCAACUUGUGUUCAACAGAUUCCGAAAUGCGUAGUAAUAUUCCAUUGUCUUUGGCUUCCGAGAAAAGUUGCCUACAAAAAUCUGAAGAAGGAACAUCUGCCAUCGCUCAGUGCUAUUCAGUUGGCACUCCAGAGCAUCCAGACGAUGAGUGUGGCAUCAAUAAUUAUCAAAUGCAGUAUGAAGCAGUUCUGGCUUCUGAUGAGGCAAAUAAGUUGGAUGAUUGUUGUGUGUUUGUCAUCUCUGAGAAGGAUGUGUUCGCUUCUGCAACAGAGGCUAACACAAUGGAGCUUCCUGGUGAUGAAGAAUCACCGGUAACAGUUGAGGGAUCAAGGGAACAAACUCAGAGAUGCUUCACUUUAGAAGAGGCCACUGAUACAAUUCUCUUCUGUAGUUCCAUUGUUCAUGACAUUGCAUACAGGGCUGCAACAAUUGGACUGGAGCAUGAGCAGAAACUAGGACUUUCUUCUGCUCCUCGCCCAACAGUUACUAUGGUAGGAAAAUCCAUUCCCAAGGGGGAUAGUUCUCUGAAGCUGCCCCACAGACGAAUGCCAAGAGACAGGAAAAGACCAGAAGGUGGAACCAUCACAGAAACUUCCAAGACAGAAGUAAUUGCUAAAGAUCCUGUACCUGCGCAUCCGGUUCCUGAAAUUUCAAGAACAUCUGAUAGCAUGAAACCUCCAAAGCUCGAAUCAAAGUGCAACUGUGCAAUUAUGUAGAAUUGCCUAUCAACCCAAUGUGCCAAGGACACUUAUGAUCUCUGUUGAAAUCCAUGGUUGCGAGUUAUCUUAUGCUUGCAAGUCAGUAAUGCAGAAAUGCACCCACCUGCUUCAAUCAGUAUCAGCAACCAAUGAGUUCGGCACAGGUUUCUUGCCACAAAAUUAUCCGGUGAUGUGUGUUUACUCUUUUCGUUUUGGGUAAUAGAGGUGCUCAACGAGCCAUUCUUUUGUAAAUUCUUGCGUCUCCUUUUUCCUCCUUGUUUAUUCGACGAAGUUUUGCUUGUCAUGUCAUCUGAUUUUAGUUUCGGCAGGGUGUGCAAUGUCAGCUCCUCAGAAAGAGUACGUGUGAAAUUUCUACUUCAGAUGUUUGUGUUAAUUUGUGCAUUCUUUUGCGACCAAUGGCACCCAGAUACCAAACAGGAAGUGAGGUGCAAGUGUAGGUUUUGACUCGAUGUCAAGACAAUGUAUCUAUAUAUUUUCAUAGGAAGCUGUAAAUGUAUAUUGUUGGUUUAUAUUCACGGUCAGAAAGAGUACAUCUUGGGUUCAAGCCCGGGUGACCUUCCCCUAA
Messenger RNA from Phragmites australis (common reed), 4463 nucleotides. RefSeq lists its product as uncharacterized. Bases 347 to 3895 code for a protein of 1182 amino acids. Gene Ontology annotation, cellular component: cortical microtubule. Gene Ontology annotation, biological process: cortical microtubule organization. The record is from RefSeq and is a predicted model, not a curated record. Lineage: Eukaryota; Viridiplantae; Streptophyta; Magnoliopsida; Poales; Poaceae. The transcript is spliced from 7 exons.